Molecule: messenger RNA, 519 nt
Organism: Salvia splendens (bonfire salvia)
Lineage: Eukaryota; Viridiplantae; Streptophyta; Magnoliopsida; Lamiales; Lamiaceae
Exons: 1
Coding region: 1-519 (172 amino acids)
Source: RefSeq, a predicted model, not a curated record
AUGCAUAAUCAAGAACUCGGCGACUACCUCGGCGUCGAGAGCUGCACCGAUUUCACAUCCGAUAUAGCUCCGAUCACCUCCCGCAGCAGCGGGAGCAGCUGUCCCCGGCGCACCAGGCGGAGCGACGCGACGGAGUACCCGCCGCCGAUCGCUCUGCUUGCGCGUGCGGACAAUCAGCCGUCGCACGUGCCGUGGGUGAUGAGGAAGCACCGCACGAGCGACGGGCGGCUGGUGAUCACGGAGGAGAGAGCGCGGCGCCGCGAGAAUUUUAAGGCGCACCGCUUCGACGGCCGCCUGGUUCUCAGCCUGAUUCCGGCGGCGGAGGAGGAGGUGGAGGGAGGAGGAGAGGAGGAGAUCGGUUUUCCGGGGAAUGUGGCUGAUUCCGGAGAGGAAAUCGAAGCUAGGGAUAAGAGAAUUGGUACUCCGGUGGCAGUGGCGGCGGAGGUUUAUAUCGAAGUGGAGCCUUGCGGCGGUUUUGGGGUAGCGAUGGCCGGAUUUAGGCCGCCGGUUCAUACUUAG